AAAACUGUCAAUAGUGUACUCGGAUGAAACUUGCACUUUUUCAAAAUGAAGGACUGCGCGGAAACUAAAAAUCACCAGGCCAGACUUUGUCACUUGAAAAAGUGGCCGAAUUUUAGUGGCUAUGGAUUCAGCCUACGAACAGACUCUUUAAAAAAUGAGCAUAGGGUUGAAAAUGUUGAACCACUGUCACCUAGUGAAUCAGGGGGUCUCCUCGCCGGUGAUAUUAUUCUACUGGUGAAUAACAAAACUGUAGAUCGCCUUUCUCAUAUUGAGGUUGUGAAAAUGAUCAAAGAAAAACAAGAUGUGGAGUUACUAGUUGUUCAGCCUUAUGAUUUAGCGUACUUUAAAAAAUUCAAAGAUCCACUGACUUUAGCAUCUAAGGAUCCAAUACGAUGCGAGACUUCAGAGGAGGAAAUGAAUCAGUUAACUGGUGCUGAACGACAUUUAAUCAAAGCUGAUUCAGAUACGCUAAAUGAAAUAUAUGAACGUAAACGUCAUUUAAAGUUGAACAACAAUAUUGUUGGUCGUUUAAAUUCACGUGGCAAUAUCGGCGUUGAAAAUGUUACCUUUGGCGGUAAAUCUUGUAUAAAUUAUGGUUACAGUCAUGAAAUGGAACAUUGAAAAUAAUUUAAAAAAAUAGACGAUAAUUAUGUCAUUAUUAAUGAUAAAAGAUACUACUGCUUACAUCAGAAGAUAGUAAUACAUAGAAUUUUUAUUGCUGAAAUAUACAACUACGCGCUGAUAAACACACACACACAUAUCAAGGUGAUAACAGAUAUAACACACACACACACACUUUUCCCAGGUUUUUCUAAUAGCCUAUUUAAAUACCCAUCUAGAAUGUGUAGAGUAAUUUACCUGUAUUUGAUACCAGCUCUUUUGUAAUUCACCUUUUUAUCCUUAUUACGUCUACCAUCCAUUUAUCACUGCUGAUUUUAUGUAUACAGAAAGACAUGGUAGCCUUUUGUUAUCAGUAUUAUUGUUUUUAAUGGAUGUAUCUGUGCCUUAUUUGUGAGGUCGACAGUUGAUUCUCAUACAACACACAUACACUCACACGCUUACAUCAUAUAUAAAUAUAGGCGCCCUCGAAUCUUUGCAUAUCAAUGUAUUCAGCAUAUCAUACUGUUGUUCAUUCUGAUUGCUUUAUCCCUUUUUCGACCUUUCUCGAAUGAUUCACUUAUUUUACUUACAAUUAUA
Molecule: messenger RNA, 1197 nt
Organism: Trichobilharzia szidati
Lineage: Eukaryota; Metazoa; Platyhelminthes; Trematoda; Strigeidida; Schistosomatidae
Source: the annotation of a GenBank genome assembly